UAUAUUUCUCAAACAUACUUUAUACUUUUAAGAUUGGUUUCUUUGAUCUACAUCGUUCUUUUUUUAUCCGCAUCAAUUUUAAUACUGUAGUCAGUUUUCAGUAUCAAACCUUCAAAAGAUUCUUAAUUACAAAAGAACUGAAACAACAAAUUUCUAACACUAUGAGUAUACAUUUAUAUAACUCACAUUUUUAAUUAAGGAUUGUAAAACUAUCUGUUUACCAAAUGAUGGAAGUACUCGACACUCCAGCUGUAAUAUAUCUUGCAUGCAAUGUCUUAACAUUAGCUUCCUUUUGUUCACCCACUCUCUCUUCUCAUUUUUUUACCAAACUCUUCUCCUCCUUCCACUAUAUAUAGCUCUCUUCUUUCUUCUUUCUUCUUCACAUUCCUCACCAAACUCAAUAACACACACACACACGUAUACACAACAAUGUCUCCUUUCAAAAUAUUCUUCUUUGCGGCUCUUCUUGCGGCUGUGUUUUCAUUCUCCGCCGCUGAUUUCAACAGCGACGUCAACGUAGCUUGGGGAAACGGCCGUGGGAAGAUACUCAACAACGGGCAGCUUCUUACUCUCUCCUUAGACAGGUCCUCUGGUUCGGGUUUUCAAUCCAAAACAGAGUAUUUGUUUGGAAAGAUCGAUAUGCAGAUUAAGCUUGUUCCUGGCAACUCAGCAGGAACCGUCACAACUUUCUACCUGAAAUCUGAAGGAUCGACUUGGGAUGAGAUAGAUUUUGAGUUCUUGGGUAACAUGAGUGGAGAUCCUUAUACUCUACACACUAAUGUUUACACUCAAGGUAAAGGUGACAAAGAGCAACAAUUCUAUCUCUGGUUCGACCCAACAGCGAACUUCCACACUUACUCAAUCCUCUGGAACCCUCAAAGAAUCAUAUUAACAGUCGACGGUACACCAAUUAGAGAGUUCAAAAACUCUGAGUCAAUCGGUGUUUUGUUUCCAAAGAGCAAGCCGAUGAGGAUGUACGCGAGUCUUUGGAACGCAGACGAUUGGGCAACGAGAGGUGGUCUGGUUAAAACGGAUUGGUCCAAAGCUCCAUUCAUGGCUUCUUACAGGAGCAUCAAGAUCGAGGGGUGUGCUCAUAUAAACGGAAGAUCGUCUUGUAGCCCAAGCUCUAGUUGGUACACUCAACAAAUGGAUGCGACUAGCCAAGCUAGACUCAGAUGGGUUCAGAAGAAUUACAUGAUCUACAACUACUGUACGGACCGUAAGAGGUUCCCACAGGGAAUCCCUCGUGAAUGUGCACCAAGCGCAUAGAAUAUUUUAAUUAUAAAGUAUAUAAUAUAUACUUCUGUGUGAAUGCUCUAUGUUUCUUCUUUUGUUGCUUGGGUUUGAUUCUUUCGAGUGUAUAUUUAUGUCCAGUAACGCAAAAGGUGUGUAUAUUUAUAAAUCUAUAUAUGUAAAGAGUCUAAAAGAUGUCUUUGUCAGUAAAAUAACAUGUUUAUGAAAAUGAUUACUUUUCUAUU
Molecule: messenger RNA, 1478 nt
Organism: Brassica napus (rape)
Lineage: Eukaryota; Viridiplantae; Streptophyta; Magnoliopsida; Brassicales; Brassicaceae
Product: xyloglucan endotransglucosylase/hydrolase protein 24-like
Exons: 3
Coding region: 430-1269 (279 amino acids)
Biological process (GO): xyloglucan metabolic process; cell wall biogenesis
Cellular component (GO): cell wall; apoplast
Molecular function (GO): xyloglucan:xyloglucosyl transferase activity; hydrolase activity, hydrolyzing O-glycosyl compounds
Source: RefSeq, a predicted model, not a curated record